CUCUCUGCCCGUGUUCCUCCGGCGCCCGUUGAAUCCAGCACGUGGCAUCAAAGGGAAGAUAUACAGCGGGGUGGUCGCCUGUUCCCGGCCAAACGGCGACGACCCUCGCUCGUCGUCGCUCGUUCUCGCGCGCGAUUUCGAGAAAUCCGCGCUCUCGCACGGAAGAGACGCGAGAGUUGUCAUUUGUCGGCCGCUACCUGUUAGCCCGGUUUCAGCGCCGCGACACGCACCGCCGCCAACCGGCAGAGACAGAGGAAUUAUUCAACGACCGUGCGACGUGCCAGCAACUUCCGUCGUCGUCGUCGUCGUCGUCGUCGUGUAUCGCGUGAAUUUAUCAUGCCACGGUGAAACAGCCAAGACAUAUCGCCGAUAGACACGAAUCUCUCAGUGUAUCUACGUACUCGACGCUAUGUUCGGGAGAACCGCGACGGGCUGCAAUGGUUGAUACCGUUUUCACCGCGAGUUAUGGGACCAUCUUUGGGUGUUUCAGAUGCAUCAUGGUCGUCAUGAGGCCGCGAAACAGGCUCGCGAAACAGGAGUUCGACACCUGAGCAACGACGUGUUCGCCGAGUUCUGCUCCGAAACCAUCUUCAAAGGCGAACAAACCACCAGGCAGGGGGAAGAGGAAUGGUCCCUUGGGCCUUUGGCGUGCCUCUUGUCCUCGUUUCUGCUCUGGGUCUUAUUCUCAACGGUUACGUGCUCCUCGUGGUUCUUGGACUUGGCAAACAGACGCAGCAGCAACAAACUGCCAAUACUUUGUUGCUGAUACACUUGGGCGCAGUGGAGGCCGCUGUGUGCCUGAUAUUACUGAUCUUUACUACUGGUUCCUGGCCGAUCGCCGGCACCUGGUGCGUUCUCCACGGUUUUCUCCUCACGCUUUUACAUCCCGUCGCCCUUUGGACUGUCACUGGACUAAACUGUGACAGAUAUUACGCGAUCGCUGCACCGCUGCAUUACGCCGCAUUAGUAUCACCUCGACGCGUUGCAGUUGGCCUAGCUGCAUCUUGGACAGGGGCUCUGUUUUUCUGCGUGCUGCCCUUCUGGGGCUUGGUACCGCCUUACAGAUACAGUCCGGGAUUGGGCUGCUGCGCGCCGGAUUUCGGCAACGACUCCUGGGGCUUGGCGGCGGCUCUCUACGGGGUGGUUUACGCGAUUCUGGGCCUGGCAUUGCCCGCCAUCCUUGUAACUGUCUGCAAUCUGCGUGUGCUCGGCAUCGCCCGUUACCACCGGCAUCGCAUCGCCAGCGCAAUUUACGAAGUCACGCUCAGCGCCCAGGCGACCAUCACUCAUCAACGGAAUCCGUUUUUCGUGCCGACUGUCACAGCACCUUCGGUCGUCAGCCCGCCUCGCUUUCACAGCGCGGCCAGGACGGUAAUGCAACUGGUUGGUUCCCUGUACUUGCUUUAUUUCCCGUACUGCGGUCUCAUUCUUUGGGAAAUUUGCGACGUCGGUAAUAAACCGCAUCUCUACGAUCAUCCGAAACUUGCUUCAUUGGCCUCGCUGCUACUCGCUUGUUCCCCGCCUAUCAACGGUCUACUCUACGGCCUGAAAUCGCAAACACUGAGGCGAUCGGUUCAGAAUUAUUGGAGGAAGAAGGCGACCAAGUCGGAACUUCAACAAGAGAUCCAAGCGAGAACACCGAGCGCAGCAGGAUCGCGAAGACCGUCCGGAAGCGGAACUGGCUCAUUCUUUCCAUUCCCGCCAUUGCAGCGAAGGCUCAGCGAAGCUCUGCUGGCACUAGGCUCCUGCAGAACCGGAAACAGCUUCGACAGCAAUAAUCUCGGCUUUCAUCGAAGCAGGCUACAACCUGCCGCCUCGUGCAAUACACUUCGAGUACCUACUUCCGAAUCAGGGGAAAGCAGCAAAUUAGUUAGGUCUAGCGCGAGUGCAGCUAGCCUGAUGGGUCCCCAUUACAGAAGCGACUUUAUAGGAGCAGACGUGAACGCUGGCUGUUCCAUAGCGAUGAACGAAACACCGAGGAGGAGUCCGAGGAUCCUUAUAACGAGAGCUUACAGCGAGGACAGUCAAGAUGGAGGUAGUCCACUACUGAGGAAACCUAUUCUGGCCAAUGCUCUCCCGUGCGAUAAACGGAGAUGGCGGCAUUGCAGCACCGGAAGCGACAGCAGCACUGGAAGCAGCGAGGCGAGUGUAUGGACGACGGGCGUCGCUCAGAAACUCGCCAAGGCCAAUGCAAAAAGUACAUCGGACAUGUGGCCGGCAUCGAAGAGAUUCACGCGGGGAAAAAAUUUAGAAGAGGGAGCGCUUCUGGUUGGCGCCAGGCCGAGCAAUAACAGCGAGAGCAGCGAUACUACGGACACCACGGCUACCACAACCACCACCACCACCAUGCCCAGCAAGCUGACCGCCAUGGAAAACGGUGGCUGUCGGGAGAAGGAGAAGGAAAAGAUAAACGGCGGCAAGAAGGAGAGACAGCAGCAGAGCGAGAGCGAUAACAGUUGGAGCAGCGUCGACGAAGAGAUCGAGCCGAAGGAAAUGGCCGACAAGAGUAUAGACGAGGAUAAUUUCGAGGAGAAGAUCGAGGGGGAAUCGAACGCAGAAAAGUGCGAGCAAUUGAGGCGGAAAUCGAAAACGAUUCGCAAAUCGGACGUACCUCAGAAUUACAAGGAGGCCGCGCAACGAAGGCCACUUCUCACCUCGUCGUCUUAAGUUCCAUUCAAUCGAUCGUACCUUUCUCAUUGUUUCUGAUUUAUUUCUAUCGUUCCUCCCCCCUCUCCCCUCUCUCCCUAAACCGCUCACGGAAUGUUUGGAGGCGGCUCACUCGCAAUCAGUGAAACAAGAUCGCCGUACGAAAUUUUUUAUGGGAGCGCUGAACCCCCUUUCUGCAAGUCCCGGGAAGGGACUGUUAUUUUUUUAAAAUACACGUCGAUCGUCCGCGAACCGAAUUUGAGAAGAAUCGCGGAAAGGAAAGGAAAGCUAGUCAUGCCCCUGUCGUAUGCUCGAUAUCGUCCGCAAUGUGUCGACAUAUCCUGAAAUUAUAUUUUUAUACUUCCGCCCCACCCCCGACGAGCCGCGAGAGCUACGUUGACGAGGAAACCGCGGAUUUUUCGCGGCGACUGCAGCCAGAUAUCGAUACACGCUAAUUUCCUCGACGAGGAGAGGAGAACUCGUUCGUCCCGUGAGAAGUCCGAAGAAGAAAGUUCACGCGUGUGAGGAAGCUCGUUGUAAUAAUUUUCUUUGUCAGCUCGCGACGGAAGGAUCUCUCGGCGAUCGCUGGCUCGCCUCGAUCGAAGAAUUCUCGCUUUUGGCGACAAAAUGACCGUGACACCUGAGAAAGUUUUUCUCGCCACGAUAAGAAAGAAACUCGAUUAAAUAACUCGGCGAAAGAUCCCGAGAAUCGAUCCAACCGAUUUGGAAUCGUUGGCUGCUUCGGCGAAUAACAGUGUCUGGUGUCGAAAGGGCAAUAAUUUUCUCCCACCGCUUUUGCUGAUGUUCCUAAUUCACGGAUUCGUGAAAAAACAGAAGUGUAUUUAACAUACGACGAGAGUUGCUUCACCGUUUGCGGUGAAUGCGUUCGACGAAACGAUAUAGAUGAUAUAUUUAUCUAUGGAUAAACAAUUUCAUUUCGUUUCAUCAGGGAUAUUUGCACGCACUCAGAAGUUUGGAGCAUAGAGUUUCAAAGAUAAAACAAGAAAAAGAAAUAACGAACGUUUUAUUUGCGAUAUUACCAUUCUAAAGUAUUGAAAUUGAAACUUUGUGAUCUUAAGCGAUAAUAUUCUUCUUAUUUGUUUUUCAAAUUUACAAAAAAAAAAAAAAAGAAACAAAAGAACUUGCUCCAAACUUGUGGGCAACAGUAUAUGUACAUAUUUAAUCUUGUUGUUAAACAUAAAUAUUUCUGAUAGAAAGGAGUGAAAGUAUAUUGCUAAAAGUAUUAAAAGGUAUUCAGGUGAGAUGUAAAUAAGUAAUUUCUUUAAAGAGAUUACCAUUUUUGUUAAUUUUUCAACUCGUACAAUUGAAAAAAUAGUCCGAACGUUAUAAUUUGUACAAACGACACGAACACAUAAUUUGAAAUCGAUUUUCAGCUUUACAUCUACUUUUAUAAUUUUCACUACACCGGUGUUCAAUUUGUACCAGUUAACAACCAUAUUAACAUUAAGCGCGUUUCAAACGAUCGUACGCAAUGUUCGAAUGUUCUGCAAAUUGCUAUCGAAGAGACGUAUAUUUUAACAAUGAAAGGAAGAAAUCUUAUUGAAAAAAAGAAAUUCGACGAUGCAGAACGUCACUUGAAACGCGAAGGAGAGAAUAGGAGUGUGUUGAAGUUCGAACUUUAGGAGUCGUGCAUGGGAGUCUCAUCGAAAAAGUUUUAAUCACCGAAUUACGUAAAUCAGUUAACGAGUUGAUAGAUCACGUGGACGAGUAAUGAUACAAAGAUGAGUUAAAUAAAGAGUGACGAAACGAACACUUUUUACUAGCAAGUUUGUACAAUCGUGGCCAACCGCUGUGUCUACACAUAUGUGAUGAAUUUACUCGCAAUUAGGUGUAGCAACAGUCACCGAAAAGUUAACUGAUAUUAAUGUUGGUGAUUAUUGGAAUUGAUGUAGACGACAAAUUUUGUAGACGACGAGCGAACGGCGCGCGUGGAUGAGAGCGUGUACGAGUGCGUGGAUGCGUGUACAGUAUCGAGUUCAAACGUUCUAACUUUUAAGAAUCGUUGAUACGGAAAAAAUAUAAUUAUUUAUUGUUUUCUAAGCUGUGCAAGCGAAAAGUUGAGAAAAAAUUCAGAAGAGAAAGAUGUUCGAUUGACGAUUAAUUUGCAACAUAUCGAUGAAAUUUCUUUCGGGAAACUUUGGUCGUUUCUAUUAAAUGUUUAUAAAAUAUUUUUCCAGCAAAAAAUAAUAUUUUCCCUGUUUCGCGAGGAAAAUCUGACAACGUUGCAAGAGACGGGCGAUAAAUUUAUUUCUGAGAAUCUUCGUGACAAGGAAUCUAUUUAUACUAAAUUUUCUCAAUUUCAAGACUCGCGAUGGAUGCACCGUCAUGUUCCAGGUUUACGUAACGAGCCGAACCGAAUGGAUUUAUGUUGCUUUCGAAUUUGUCAAUUAGAACAUAACGAAGCUGGGAACUCGUCGUUUGUUGAUCUUGUUGAUAGAGCACAAGUAUUUUAUCAUUCCGGCGCGAAGAACUUUGUCGGGUACCGCGCGUUGACAUUAAUGUUAAUGGUAUUCGGAUAUCGCGAUCCAAAUGAUGUUUGAAUGUACGUCGUUAGUGCAAAAUAAAAUCGAAAAACGUUCUGAAAAAUA
Molecule: messenger RNA, 5255 nt
Organism: Frieseomelitta varia
Lineage: Eukaryota; Metazoa; Arthropoda; Insecta; Hymenoptera; Apidae
Product: beta-3 adrenergic receptor-like
Exons: 10
Coding region: 628-2667 (679 amino acids)
Biological process (GO): G protein-coupled receptor signaling pathway
Cellular component (GO): membrane
Molecular function (GO): G protein-coupled receptor activity
Source: RefSeq, a predicted model, not a curated record